AUGGAUAUUAGCAGUUGUGUUCUUGGCCUCUCCAAGUGCCCUUUCAUUCAGGGAAAAGUGUUGUUAGCUCAGCCCAGGGACACUGGUUUUUCAUUUAGCCACGAUAUCAAUAGUCAUUUGGCCAGCCUCUCCAUUGCUGGAAACACGAUCCCUAUUCCCGACCCUGCUGUUGAGGCUUUCUGUGCCCCGGAUAACUUGAAAGCCAGUGUUGAAAAUCAGGGCCAGCUUAAGAUGUACAUCAACGAAGUGUGUCGGGAGACUGUGUCACUUUGCUGCAACUCCCUUCUGCAGCAGGCCGGAUUAAAUUUGUUAAUAAUCAUGACAGUUAUUAAUAACAUGCUUGCCAAGUCCGUUUCAGACUUGAAGUUUCCUUUGAUACCAGAGGGAAGUGAAUGUGCUGAGGGGCACGUUGUGAAACCCUUGAUGGGUUUGUCUGAAAAGCCAGCCUUGGCGGGGGGGUUGCUGGGAGCCCAGAUGUUGCUCUCCUUCCUGUCCCUCUUUGUCAGGGACGCAAACAGACAGCUUCUCCCAGCAAUCCUGGCCUCUUAAACCUUGGCCCCCUCCAACAGGAUGGGACCGAUCCACCCCGAACCAAAACCCGAUCAGUGGACACACACUUGUGUUCUCAAUCAAAGACUCUGCAGUGGGUGCUAUUGAAGAUCCAGCCUUAGCCAAUAGCCAUAUCUCUGGGUGAAAGUUACACUUGCUAAAUCCAGGACCACUCUCUUGUUGGCCAGGCGGGGGUUCCCACGGAGCUUUGAGUAACCUCUUGGUUUUGCAGUCUGCAGGCAGUGUGCAUUGUAAAUUGCUCCCUUGCAGCCUUCUUCCUGUGGUAAAGGGAUCAUUUCAGCUGUGUGGUGAAAGA
Messenger RNA from Kogia breviceps (pygmy sperm whale), 865 nucleotides. Its product is annotated as protein ARMCX6-like. Gene Ontology annotation, cellular component: mitochondrion. The record is from RefSeq and is a predicted model, not a curated record. Lineage: Eukaryota; Metazoa; Chordata; Mammalia; Artiodactyla; Physeteridae.